CGAGAGACUGACCUCAGUGACAACCUGCAAAUAUAAAGUGAUUGGAAAGCAGUGGCUAUUGUGAGAAGAGUGUUUUAAUCGUCUGUUUGGUUUGCACCUGAGCUAGGAAUCUCAGAUUUUUAUUUUGGGAAAAUGAGCUCCAGUGGCCAUGCUCCAAUCUCUAGCCAGGGGAACAUCUCUGCUCAGGGAAGGGUGGAUGGUCCUCGCCUAAAGCCUGGCCAAAGAGUUGUGUUGGGUGUUUUGACAGAAAAUGAUCACCAUAGCAGAAGUAACCAGGGCAUUCCAGCUAAACAUGGAUCAGCACUGCCCAAUGUGCCUGCCCAUGAAAAUGAUGCCGUGUCUCACUGGUCCUCUUCUGCCUUUGGUGCCUGGAUGGAACACCCAGAUGUGGGGCAAGCUGCUAAACCCACUGGAAACCAGAUGGGUGUUUCUCUUCAUCCUUCAGAGAUUCAGGUUUUGUCUGCUGUUAAUGACUUUACAUCAGGAUCAAGUUUGGAUUCAUCUAUGCAGUCUCUGCCAGAGGAAGAACCUGUCACCUCUGAGGAGAUCUCGUCUGUUGCCGAGUAUGCAGAUGACAUCCAUCAACACCUGAGAGAGAGUGAGUUGAGAUAUAGGCCAAAGCCUGGUUACAUGAACAAGCAGCCAGACAUCACCAACAGCAUGAGGGUCAUCCUUGUUGACUGGUUGGUUGAUGUUUCUGAGGAAUACAGGCUAUGUUCAGAAACUGUCUAUCUUGCUGUGAAUUACCUGGACCGCUUCCUCUCCUGCAUGUCCGUUCUCAGAGGGAAACUGCAACUUGUUGGGACCGCUGCAAUUCUUUUGGCUGCGAAAUAUGAAGAGCUCGAUCCUCCAGAUGUGGAUGAAUUUAUCUACGUCACUGAUGACACCUAUACUAAAAAGCAGCUCCUGCGUAUGGAGCACCUUAUGCUCAGAGUGCUGUCCUUUGACAUGACUGCACCAACAAGUCACCAGUUUUUGACGCUGUAUAUUUUGGAGGAAGCCAUCUGUGCUAAAACUGCAAAUCUUGCUUUGUUUGUUUCAGAACUGAGCUUACUUGAAGUGGACCCCUUUCUGCAUUAUCUUCCGUCAAUGAUUGCUGCUUCAGCUUACUGUUUGGCAAACUACACAGUUAACAGAACCCUAUGGCCUGAUUCUCUGUAUGCCUUUACUGGCUACACUCUAGCAGAGAUCACACCGUGUCUGAUUCAGUUCCAUCAGCUCCACUUGACUGCAAACAGUCGGCUCCAACAGGCCAUCUGUGAGAAGUACAGGAGCACGAAGUACUGCAGCGUAUCCCUGAUUGAACCAGUUGAGACUUUGCCACUGCACUGAUGUCCGGUGAAGACCAUGAAACUGCAGCGCUUAUUUAUCCACUUGUACAUACUUCAUGAGCUGUUAAGCUUCUUUUUAAACUUAUUGAUUUUAAUGUUUUUUUUUUUUGUUUUGUUUUUUUAUCACAGUCCAUAAAGUGACUUAAGUCAGUAAUUAAAUGCUGCAACUUGUUGCCUCUAGUUAAGGUGUGUAGCUGGUCAUGGGCCUAGAUUCCUGGAUUUGGGUAUUAUUUGUCUGUAUCCUUUACCACUGGUCAUGCAGAA
Messenger RNA from Hemibagrus wyckioides, 1595 nucleotides. Its product is annotated as cyclin-A1-like. Gene Ontology annotation, molecular function: cyclin-dependent protein serine/threonine kinase regulator activity. The record is from RefSeq and is a predicted model, not a curated record. The transcript has 9 exons. Gene Ontology annotation, cellular component: nucleus; cytoplasm; cyclin A2-CDK2 complex. The coding region runs from base 133 to 1332 and encodes 399 amino acids. NCBI's taxonomy places the organism in Eukaryota, Metazoa, Chordata, Actinopteri, Siluriformes, Bagridae. Gene Ontology annotation, biological process: regulation of cyclin-dependent protein serine/threonine kinase activity; mitotic cell cycle phase transition.